Sebastes umbrosus (honeycomb rockfish) is the source of this 3516-nucleotide messenger RNA. RefSeq names its product tachykinin receptor 3a (gene tacr3a). Lineage: Eukaryota; Metazoa; Chordata; Actinopteri; Perciformes; Sebastidae. Gene Ontology annotation, biological process: G protein-coupled receptor signaling pathway; positive regulation of flagellated sperm motility. The record is from RefSeq and is a predicted model, not a curated record. Gene Ontology annotation, molecular function: tachykinin receptor activity. Gene Ontology annotation, cellular component: sperm midpiece; plasma membrane. The transcript is spliced from 5 exons. The coding region runs from base 253 to 1494 and encodes 413 amino acids.
GUGCGCUCACACACCCGCAUUCAACAGGCACUGGAGGAUACUUCUCACAUGUUUUCACCGCGUUUUUAUUAUUAGGUUUAUUACUUUUAUCUGCUGACAUCUGUGCAGGACGAUUGGAGACAUUCACCGUGGACAUCUUGGAAGGACAUAUGCGUCUUUAAGGGAUGGUGAUGUGCGUAAGUUGCGCGCUAUGGUGCAUAUAGUGCACCUCAGUGAGUAGAUACGACUCGUGAAAACAACCAAAGCAAGAGGAUGGCAGCUCCGCAUAACGGAUCCAACAUAACGACGGCGAACUACACCAACCAGUUCGUGCAGCCUCCGUGGCGCGUGGCUCUCUGGUCCGUCGCCUACAGCUCGGUGCUGGCGGUGGCUGUGUUUGGAAACCUCAUCGUGAUCUGGAUCAUUCUGGCGCACAAGCGCAUGAGGACGGUGACCAACUACUUUCUGCUCAACUUGGCGUUUUCGGACGCGUCGAUGGCCGCGUUUAACACUUUGAUAAACUUUAUCUACGCAGCCCACGGAGAGUGGUACUUUGGAGAGGCUUACUGCAAAUUCCACAACUUCUUCCCGGUCACAUCUGUGUUUGCAAGCAUCUACUCCAUGACUGCCAUAGCUGUGGACAGGUACAUGGCCAUCAUCCAUCCGCUGAAGCCUCGUCUGUCGGCGAAGGCCACCAUCGGAGUCAUCGUCUGUAUCUGGAGUCUGGCCGUGGUUCUGGCCUUCCCUCUAGGCUACUUCUCCACCACCCGAGCUCUGCCCCGGAGGACCCUCUGCUAUGUGGCCUGGCCCCGCAUGGCCGACGACGCCUUCAUGUAUCCUAUCAUAGUGACAGUUCUGGUCUACCUGCUGCCGUUAGUGGUGAUGGGCAUCACUUACACCAUCGUGGGGGUGACCCUGUGGGGAGGGGAGAUCCCAGGAGACUCAUCUGAUAACUAUCAUGGACAGCUCAGGGCUAAAAGGAAGGUGGUGAAGAUGAUGAUCAUCGUAGUGGUGACCUUCGCCGUCUGCUGGCUCCCCUAUCACGUCUACUUCAUUGUGACGGGUCUCAACAAGCGUCUGGUCAAGUGGAAGUACAUCCAGCAGGUUUACCUGUCGGUGCUGUGGCUGGCAAUGAGCUCCACCAUGUACAACCCCAUCAUCUACUGCUGCCUCAACAGCAGGUUUCGGGCUGGCUUCAAGCGAGCGUUUCGUUGGUGCCCGUUCAUCAAGGUAUCCAGCUACGACGAGUUGGAACUACGGUCCACGCGGCUGCACCCGACACGCCAGAGCAGCAUGUACACGCUGUCACGAAUGGAUACUUCCGUCUUGGUAGUUUACGACCCUGCCGAGGGCGAAGGCGGAGCCGGCGGUGGCUCCGGAAGGAAGCACUCCCUGACCGGUAGGAAGAGGAGCUACAUCACGGCCCGCCACACGGAGAUCGCUGGAAGCAACGGUGGCGAUGCGAAAACGCAAAACGGAGGGGCUCCGGGCGCUCAACCUGAGGAGUUCUGCUAAAGGGUUUUUCUCACAGACAUAUGCAUGUAAGAAACGUACGCACGUGCUUGUACAUAGAAACAGUGCACUGAUGUUUGCUUAAUUUAGACGUAGAAGCAUUGUAUCAAAACGGUUACCUGCAAAGAAUGACCACAUGGAUAUAGGGAUUAUUCAAUAUUUCAUCUUUAUGGAUAAUACCGAUUUUUUAAGAUACUCUGGAGCAUGGAUGGAUCAUUGGGCACAGACGCAGAAGCUCAAGGGGUCAGUGUGAUCCAACAUUAUUUUUAAUAUAUGUCUGAUCAUUUUUCCCAACAUAAAACAGCUGACAGUAUUAGGCGAUAGUAAACCUAUAUCAAAAUAAGUAAAGCAAUUUAAAUAUGUUUUCACAGCUGAAUAUCUCUGCUUUAAGAAAAAACAGCAUGCAUCACAGGUUUUUUUCCAGUGGUUUCCCAAACAGGUUUUGUGUAUUAUCUUGUAUUGUUUUGUAUGUUAUCCGUGGAGAGGAGUAUCAGCCUGUUUCACAAAAAGCAACUUGCGCUCGAGUGUUUACACGCAGAUCCAAAAAGGUGGCAGCCUCACAAUUCACAAGGGAUUGUUGCUUACAAAUUCCAGAUAACUUUGUGAGUCCUACCGGGCUCUUCCAUCCUCAUGCAUGGUGUUUGUUUUAAUUAGUGAGAUGUCUCAAAAUCAACAGGGGAGGAAAUAAUCUUGUCGCAAAUUGCAGCUUGGUGAAACGGGCCUCUGCUUUGGCAGGAUGCUUUGGGAAAGGUUCAUACAGCCUGCCGUCGCCUCCAGCUUAAACAAACUACUGAAGUUCAGGGUUUGUAACUGUAGAGUCAAGGUUAACCUGCAAAAUAGCCCAGAAAAAAAAUGUGAAUGGCUAGCGACUGGGGCUUUGGUGCGUGGUGUUUUACAUGUCACGCUCGGGAGCAGCCUUAACAACACACGAGAUGAAGAAUGCUUAACUUGUACAGUAUGAUCAUCUAAGCCGAAGGCAUUUUGUCUCUUCAUAAGGGUCCCUCUGCAUUAAUGAAAGCUUUGAUUGAGAUUAGCAUUUAAACAGUCAGCGCCCUGCUGUUUCAGAUGAUUGAUAAUGAAAUUAAUCAGCUCUGCUUGAAGAUUCGCUGCUAGGAAUGUCACGAUGGUGAUAAUCUGAAAAUACGCAACAGUGAUUGUAAUUAUGUAAGUAUGUCAAAGUUUUCAUUUCCAUCUGUAAGUAUUAACCGUGAAUUUUAUGUGAUGCAGAGGAUGCAGUCGGCAUCCAAUUCCCCCUGGAGCCACGAAUGAGCGGCUGCAGAAAGUCGCCGAUACUGUCGAUUGAACUCUGUUUGAGUUUGGCUCUGAAAGUACUGAAAUUGAGUUUGUCUUUCAGUUAUGUAACGAUUGUAAAGAACAGGUUUCCUGUAACUGGCAACAAGCCAGAGGCAAAUUCUAGUAUUUGCAGCACGCCAAUAAAACAGGCGGCUGCAGAAUGAGCUGAUUGGAAGCGAACCAAACCAACUGGGGCCUUCACAUUGCGACUAAGUGAAGGAAAAAAUAAAGGAAGCUGCACAGUGAAGUGCAACCACUGUUCUAUAAUGCUUUUUUAAAUGUCUUCACACAAAGUGUGAUGAGAAGCAGCUGUUGGUGUUACAGUAGUUUCUUCCAGCACGCUGUUAUACUGUGUUGCAUCUUUAUUUAAACCUCUGCUUGUGUGCACAUCAAGUGUUGAAACUGCACCAAGCAAUGCGCUGGCCCGUGCCAUGUUGGGUUUACAAUAUGAUAAGUGGAACCAUACUGUGACAGGAUUAUAUAAACCAUAGGACCAGUGUUUCCCCUCUGACUGUACACAGCAACACACGGACAUGACUCACUGCUGAACAUCUAAGCGUAACAUCCGGGCCACACUGCCUGCUACCUCGCUGAACUGCUGCGUCUCUCUAUCGCAUGUGGUGUCCACCCGGACAGCAUUAUUGCUGCUUUGCUGCUACUGCCAACCCUUUCUUUCUACAUAGAGUUUGCCUUUAAUGAAGGCCAUUUCAUUUCAUUAUAAAUAUCAAACAU